This is a messenger RNA of Trachymyrmex cornetzi, 1767 nucleotides long. Its product is annotated as venom carboxylesterase-6. The transcript is spliced from 8 exons. The coding region runs from base 49 to 1767 and encodes 572 amino acids. NCBI's taxonomy places the organism in Eukaryota, Metazoa, Arthropoda, Insecta, Hymenoptera, Formicidae. The record is from RefSeq and is a predicted model, not a curated record.
CUAAAGAAUGCCAGUUCGCAGUAAUCUUAACAAGGUGCAACAGGCUAUAUGAGAACUAUUAUGUUGCUGAAACUACUACUGAUCGUUCUACUUGCUUUCGACUUCACCAUUUACGCGAAUACAGAGACUGCUCCAAGAGUUAGAACACCUUUGGGAGGACUGAAAGGUUACUACAAAACCUCGCAAAAUGGCAGAAAAUACGAAGCUUAUGAAGGGGUUCCUUACGCUUUGCCACCUGUUGGGAAAUUACGAUUUAAACCCCCUCGGCCAAUACCAACAUGGAUUGGUGAACUAUCGGCUACAAAAUUAAGUGCCGUAUGCAUUCAAUAUGAUCAAGUGCCAGAACAUCCUCCGGAGAAAGUUGUAGGUGCCGAAGAUUGUUUGUAUUUAAAUGUUUACGUGCCAGUACGAGAAAAAGAAGGAAAUAAAAUCUCAAUGCCGGUAAUAUUUUGGAUCCAUGGCGGAGCAUUCCAAUGUGGUAGCGGUAUAUUGUAUGGACCCAAAUAUCUAAUGGAUCAUGAUGUUAUACUUGUCACAAUUAACUAUCGAUUGGGACCUAUGGGUUUUCUCAGUACGGAAGAUGAAAUAGUUCCUGGCAACAUGGGUCUGAAAGACCAAAAUAUGGCACUUCGUUGGGUAUCACAGAACAUCGAAUGGUUUAGUGGCGACCCUAAAAAAGUGACAUUGAUCGGUUUAAGUGCUGGUGGUGCGAGCGUACAUUAUCAUUACUUAUCGCAAAUGAGCGCUGGACUCUUCCGAAAUGGUAUAUCGUUUAGCGGUACAGCAUUUGAUUGUUGGACGCAAGCUGAGAACUCUUUAGAGAAGGCCAAGAAAUUGGGCGCUUUAAUGGGAUGUCCUACAAUUAGCUCCAGAGAUAUGAUACGUUGCUUGAGAUAUCGUCCAGCUCGUGCAAUCGUACAAACUACAAGUGAAUUUAUGCCAUUCUUUUUCAAUCCCUUCACUCCUUUCGGGCCGGUAGCUGAGAAAUUUGGUGAUGAAACACCGUUCAUCGAUAGAACACCCAUUGAGAUUAUCAAUAGCGGAGACAUUCAGGAUAUACCUUGGGUUACAGGAGUAACGAGUGAAGAAGGCCUUUAUCCUGUGGCUGAGUUUAUUGCUGAUGAUCAAAAUCUGAAACAGUUGAACGAUAAUUGGGAUAUUCUUGGGCCAGACUACCUUGAUUUUAAUUAUACUAUCCCGAGAGAGAAGCAUAUCGAGAUUACUCGGCUUGUUAAGAAACAUUACUUUGGUACAAAACCAAUCGAUCGACAAAGUACGAAAGAACUGAUACGAAUGUCGAGUGAUCGCUUCUUCGUCGUAGAUAGCGAGAAAGCUGCGCGAAUGCAGGCCAAAGUAAAUAAGAAUCCAGUUUGGUAUCAUUACUUUACUUACAGAGGUGCGCAAAGCUUAAGCAAUGCUUACAGCGGUACCACCGUGAAUUAUGGCGUCUCACAUGGCGACGACGUAGUCUAUGUGUUAAAUACUUCCUGGGUAGAUCCACUUACAACACAAAAAGAUCGCGAUAUGCAAAAGCAUUUAAUCGACUUUUGGGUAUUGUUUGCCACAGAAGGAAUUCCGAAGGUAGCCAAUGUGGAAUGGCCUAGAUUAGAUCCUUCAAAGAAGGAGCUUCAUUAUUUGCACAUAGCUGGUCCUGAUAAGAUUAACAUGGACAGCAAUCCUAACUUUGGAGAAAAAGAAUUCUGGAAUUCGAUCAAUUUUAAGGAGAAUAUAUUGAAGCACUCAGGAAUCAAUAAAGAUGAGCUUUAA